AUGAGCCAACCUUUCGAUUAUCAAGAGCUUCAACGUCAGGUGCUACAGAAGCAGCAAGAGCUGGAAAGCCUCCAAACCCUACUUCAACAUGCUCCAGUCUCGGCUGCCCAGACAAAUCCAAUGAACCUGAUGUCGUCCCAAGGUGACUACUACGUAGACCCUGUCAUCGCCCAAUCUCAGCUUCACCAUGCCGCGCCCUUGGGCAGGAGGGCCACAUUACCCAAGAGCAGGUCCAACAUGGGCUACUCUGCCGCACCCACGAGAAUGAUGGAACGCAGUAGUGACAUGGACUCACCACAGCCCGUUAAGCGCCUGAGGGUCAUGUCGCAACAGCACCCUCGCGCAGUCCCCAUGACGGGCAUGUCAAGAAGCGCGUCCCACCGCUCUGAAAAGUCUAUUCCCUUCGUCGCCAAGGGCUCUAUUGCACCGCUCCAGUCAACAAAUGCCGCCCACACCAUGAUGGACCGUUUCACCCAAUCAAGAGAUGAUCCUUUUCAACCUUCUCAGUCAUCGCUCCAGCGGACACCGUCAAAUCGCCGCCAGUCAAACCUCCCCAGAGUCGAGGAGCACAUGCCCUACGCAGACCCUGGCGUCGGCAUGAAUAUCGCAGACUACUUGGCAACCCAAGAUGAGAGCCUCCCCUCGCCAGCCAUGAUUCCGCCCCAACCUGCUUUCUUGACCCCCGAUGGCCGGAACUCCCAGGCCAGCUUGGUGGCCUCGGUCUGCCCUUCCAUGAGCUCCGGCACCUCUGCGCCCGAGACGCAGCCCUUGACGAGAGAAAACAGCUCCUUCGACCACCAAUUCGAGAGCCAGUCCCUCAAUGGAGCUUUCGAGAUGGCCCGCAUUAACUCGACACAGUCGCACAUCGAUUACAUGUCGCCGGACCUAUACGCGGCGGCUCCUCUUGGAACAUCACCCAACGGCAAGCCCGAAAGCUUCCUAGCCUAUGUUGGCGCCAGUCUCUCUCAGCAGCAGUUUGCCCAGCAGUCACCUAUUGACGAGCAGUUCCUCUCUCAGGGAUCAUAUUUGAUGGAGCGCUCCAUCUCCGCCAACAGCACCGCUUCUACAAAGUCGACCAAGGAGCGCCGGGCAAAGGAAGUUUUCCAGCAGCAGAUUCAAAACGCCAGCAGGACCGCACUUGCACCCAAGCCCGCUGAUGCUGGCAAGUCCUCCCAGACAAGUACCAAGAAGGAGGUCAAGGUCGCAAUGAAGGGCACCUACACCCGCCCAAAACACCCCAAGGUGUACUGCGAUCAGUGCAACGAGCAUCCUGACGGUUUCCGUGGCGAUCACGAACUGCGCAGGCACAUCAACGCCAAGCACGAGGGCACUAUCAAGAAGUUUAUCUGCCGCGAUCCUGCCAAGGCUGGUAUCAAAUCCAACGUCGAGGCAAUCAACCCCCUGUCCAAGUGCAAGCAAUGUGUCGCCGGAAAACAUUAUGGUGCCUAUUACAACGCCGCCGCUCAUCUCCGUCGCACUCACUUCAAGCCCAAGACUCCUCGCGGCAAGAACAAGAGAAGUGACGACGACGAGAAGCGUGGCGGCAAGGGCGGCGGUGACUGGCCUCCCAUGAAUGAGCUCAAACUCUGGAUGGAAGAGGUCUUUGUCACCGCCGACGAUGCUACUGCUGAGGCUGAGGCCCAGGAGGAAGACGAGGAGGAGGCAGUGCAAUUUGACCCCUCUAUGGCGAUGGACAUUUCGCUUGGCCACAUGGGCGAGAACAUGACUUACGACAUGAGCUUUCAGGGGUCUUACCCAAUGCCCGAGCUGGCUAUCGAUACCCAAGCCUCCUUUUUGGCUGUCCCUAAUAUGCCACUCUCCUCUGCGUCGGAUGCAUUCACAUUUUCGCCAUACAACGCAAACUCGCCCAUGAACGGCAUGUCGCACGAGACGGCUUUCUCCAUCUCGUCUUCCAACACGGUCACGCCAACCACUUACCAGGACCCGCUUGCGGAAAGUUUUGAUGGUUACGCCGUCUACUAA
This is a messenger RNA of Colletotrichum truncatum, 1983 nucleotides long. Its product is annotated as key lime pathogenicity protein. NCBI's taxonomy places the organism in Eukaryota, Fungi, Ascomycota, Sordariomycetes, Glomerellales, Glomerellaceae. The record is from RefSeq and is a predicted model, not a curated record.